Staurois parvus is the source of this 1974-nucleotide messenger RNA. The record is from the annotation of a GenBank genome assembly. NCBI's taxonomy places the organism in Eukaryota, Metazoa, Chordata, Amphibia, Anura, Ranidae.
AUGGCGCUGCCCUGUGUGAGGCUGGGAGCUGUGCGGCUCCACUCUGGGGCCCUGUACAGGUUCCUAUGUACAAGCCGUAGCCACCAAGCCGCUGCAGCUGCAGAAGAAAUAGAAAUUCCAAGGAAAAAGACCUGGGAUAAAACAGCUGUCUUGCAGGCACUAGCCUACACCGUAAACCAUGACCCAACAUCGGCUCUCUAUAAUUUUCAAGAUGACCCUUUCCUCACACCAAAAUCAAUGAGUGAUUCUAUUACAUUUUCCAUGUCUAAGGAGUCUGGAAGAAAUGCUGCAAAAUAUAUUGUGAAUAUGUAUCCCAAUCUGUUUGAGAGCCAACUAGCCGAGCCUCACAUUCCACUCCUGAUGCCGGAGACAGUCCAGCCACAAAUUGAAGGAAUUUGCGAGGAAGCCUUGACUGAGCGUGUUAAGCUCCGAAAAGUCAAAGAGUCUGUGGACUUGUAUGAUCAACUUCUUCAAGCCGGAACACCACCAUCUCUAGAGACCACAAAUAGACUUCUAGAUCUUCUGUGCUUUUACGGUGAUAGAGAGCCUUCAUCGGAGAGUCAGCCAAAUGAAUCAGACCAGGAGAACGAAAAUACAAUUGACCAGAAGUAUCCAUAUUCCAAGUUCAAGUCAGAAGUGAAGAGUUGGAGGGAUAACAACAAUGCAGAGAGAAUUUUUAACCUAAUGCCAGAAAAAGAUGAGCAUUCCUUCCGUACCAUGAUUCGAGGAAUGGUGAAGCAUGGAGCUUCCAGCAAGGCAUUUGACAUGUACACAGACCUUCUCAAUAACAGGCUAACAGGAGAUGUACACACUUUCAAUGCUCUGAUCACAGCAGCUUCAAGAGUUAAAAAUGACAGCCAGGAGAAGUGGACUCUGAUUCUGGACCUGCUUAAUCAGAUGACUCAGCAAAAGGUUCAGCCAAAUUUACACACCUUCAACUCCGUCCUAAAAAGCUUGAAGAAGACUGGCCUAGUAAGAAUUGCAUUUCCAAUACUCAUGGAGAUGAAAGCCCUGAAUAUUGAGCCGAGUCUUGGAACAUUCAGCCACUUCAUUGGGACUUUUUCAAAGUCUCGUAAUGGAUUGCAGUGUGCUGAUAUUCUUGAUAAGAUUCUUCAACAUAUCGAAGGAAAGAGCUUUACAGCCCAAGAUCCAGAUGACGCGAACUUCUUUGCAUCUGCAAUGCAAGUGUGUGUGGAUAUAAAGGAUCUAGAAUUGGCUUAUAGAGUGGAUGCCCUGAGAAACACUGGAGACAACUGGAAAUUUGUUGGAAGUCGCGUCGCGCAGAGUCACUACUAUACCAGGCUUUUUAAUAUCAUCUGCCUGCAGGAGAACAUUGAUGGUGUUCUAAAGUGGUAUAGAGAGAACGUUCCUUCUAGGUAUAUUCCAUAUACAGAUGGCAUCUUGGAUGUCCUGCAUGUGAUAGAGAUGGAGAAUCGCUUUGAUCUCAUUCCUCAGAUCUGGAAAGAUAUCUCCUUGAUCGGCUAUUCAAAGAAGGAUAUUUUGAUUAAAGAAUGUCUCCUCAUAAUGACAAGAGAGAAGCAGAAUCCAGAGCUCCAGGGUGAGUUUGCCAAUAUUGCCGCAGAUAUGAAAGCCAUCUGUGAAGAUGAGAUCUCAUUCUCCAGGAUGAAGCCAUCUGUAACCAUCCUAGGAAAUAUCAUUAUCCUGCUGUGCAGAGCUGGGAGAAGUGAGGAAGCCUGGGUGACGCUGAAGUCCUUCAAGUCCAAAAAUCUGGUUCCUCAGUUACAUGUGAUUGAAGAGCUCCUGCACUGUGCUAGGGCGUCUGGCAGCACCAAUAUGGCCAUUGACCUUGUGCAGCUGGCCGUCAGCUACAGCUUGCCAGACAUAGCUAAGCUUGCUCAAACCACGCUGGAUGAGUUCACCCUUACUGAAGAGCAAAGGAUAACCCUGCAAGACCUGACUCAGAACAGCAAGAGUAGUAGUAGUAGUAGUAGCAGUGACAGUGAUCACGACUGA